GCGACCCCCCAUCACCCGAACGGCCGAACCCCUCGCGCUCCCGCACCCGCUCUUGUGCCAAUGACGCCCGCCGCCGCCGCCACCACCUCCUUCGCCGCCGCCGCCACCGUCGCGGCGCCCACAGCCCCGUUCCGCGCCUGCGUCCGACUUCCGCUCCGCGGGGGCCCCGGUGCUCCUCGCCGCGCCGUCGCCUCGAUGGCCGUUUCCACCCCGAGGUCCGCCGCCGCCGCCUCGUUCCUCGAGCGCCGCGAGUCCGAGCGCGCCCUCCACUUCGUCAAGUACCAGGGCCUGGGAAACGACUUCAUCAUGGUGGACAAUCGGGAUUCGUCUGUGCCGAAGGUGACUCCUGAGGAAGCGGCGAAGCUGUGCGACCGGAACUUCGGCAUUGGCGCCGACGGCGUCAUCUUCGUCAUGCCGGGGUCCAAUGGCGCGGACUACACUAUGAGGAUCUUCAACUCCGACGGCAGCGAGCCGGAGAUGUGUGGUAAUGGAGUCCGUUGCUUUGCUCGGUUUAUAGCUGAGCUUGAAAACCUGCAGGGAACACAUAGCUUCACGAUUCAUACUGGUGCUGGACUGAUCAUUCCUGAAAUACAAAGUGAUGGGCAGGUAAAGGUUGAUAUGGGCGAGCCCAUCCUUUCUGGACCAGACAUCCCCACAAAACUGCUAGCUACCAAGAACAAAGCUGUUGUCCAAGCUGAAUUGGAUGUUGAGGGCAGAACAUGGCAUGUAACAUGUGUUAGCAUGGGCAACCCUCACUGUGUCACAUUUGGUGCGAAGGACUUAAAGCAGGUCUUGCAGGUUGAUGAUCUAAAGCUUAGUGAAAUCGGGCCUAAAUUUGAGCAUCAUGAAAUGUUUCCUGCUCGCACCAACACAGAAUUUGUACAGGUUUUGUCUCGCUCACACCUCAAAAUGCGAGUUUGGGAGCGCGGUGCUGGAGCAACUCUCGCUUGUGGUACUGGUGCUUGUGCAGUUGUUGUUGCUGCUGUUCUUGAGGGCCGAGCUGAGCGGAAAUGCGUAGUUGAUUUGCCUGGUGGACCAUUGAAAAUAGAGUGGAGGGAGGAUGACAAUCAUGUUUACAUGACUGGUCCGGCAGAGGCCGUCUUUUAUGGAUCUGUUGCUCACUAGGUACUGGGGACCAAGACAGAAGGGUUAGCUACCCACUGAGAGCUUGUGAGAUUGGUUACAACAGAAUGUUCUGGUACCAGUACACCCGUUCAGAUAUUCUUAAUUAUGGUUUCUUAAUUUGGGCAGCAUUAGAGGCUUCCUUGUCAAGUAUUCUAGUGUUGUUCACCUUUUGUACUCUUACUCUGUCAGGUUUGAACACUACGUUGGUAGCAUACCUGUCCAACCAUUUUCUGUUUCUUUUCUUUGGCAAUAAGCGGAUGUCAAUGUGUAGUUUCAGUAUUGCUGCCUACAGAUCUAUCUUGAUAUACUGCAGCAUGAUUUGGCUUACUAGUUAAUUGCUGAGAUGAAUGUUGCCUAUUUA
Messenger RNA from Panicum hallii, 1486 nucleotides. Its product is annotated as diaminopimelate epimerase, chloroplastic. The record is from RefSeq and is a predicted model, not a curated record. Gene Ontology annotation, molecular function: diaminopimelate epimerase activity. Gene Ontology annotation, cellular component: cytosol; cytoplasm. The transcript is spliced from 10 exons. The coding region runs from base 61 to 1125 and encodes 354 amino acids. Lineage: Eukaryota; Viridiplantae; Streptophyta; Magnoliopsida; Poales; Poaceae.